Messenger RNA from Caenorhabditis elegans, 2277 nucleotides. It is a transcript of the gene atf-7, whose product is annotated as Transcription factor atf-7. The record is from RefSeq and is marked reviewed. Gene Ontology annotation, molecular function: DNA-binding transcription factor activity. Gene Ontology annotation, biological process: regulation of DNA-templated transcription. Lineage: Eukaryota; Metazoa; Nematoda; Chromadorea; Rhabditida; Rhabditidae. Bases 73 to 1602 code for a protein of 509 amino acids. The transcript is spliced from 6 exons. Gene Ontology annotation, cellular component: nucleus; chromosome.
CUUCUGCUGCCCCAAACAUUCAAUCAUUUGAUGAGCUGUAUUGCUGCUGCUCCUCUAGCAGCACCACCGUCUAUGGCGACGACGAUGAUGACGUCAUCAGCGUCGCCUCCAGAAUCUGGAGAACUUGACGUGGCAUCUGCGGUUGCUUCAGCCGCAGCCGCACUCAUAAGUCCGAUGGUUAUGCCAACGUCGAUGACAAAUGGGAAAGAUAUGACGAAAACUUCUCAGAUUCUUAAUGAAUAUUUCAAUAUGAUGGUGGGAAAGCGCGUCCAAUUGAUGGGCGACACAACGUCUCCAUUCAGUCUCGAUACUCCAAACCCAAAAUUAAUGUUCACUCCACUUGAUCUACCAACAACCGCUGAACUAAUGCAACGAUGUCUAGCAGUAAAUCCAUUCGAAGCAAAGUUCCGAGAAGCGAAUCAAAAGAUCAGUUCUGGAAGUAUGCAACCAAAUACAUCAGGUGCAAAUCAAUCUCUUGAAGCUUUGGAAGCCAAUGGAGGUUCACAAUUUUCGGGAAGUAAUGCCGGAACAAUGUCGGAUCUUUUAUUGAAAAUACCACAAGCAUCACUUCAACAUUCGCCUGGAAUAUUUUCAAAUAUGCUUCUAAAUGCUGGAGAUUCGGAGGGAACGACUCGAGAAAAUCUGAAAACCGCGGACAUUUCCAAAUUGUUAUCUGUGGCCGGUGACUUCUCGGCUCAAGCUCCACGAACUGCCGACGUUUUAAACGCGGUACUCGACAUGCACUCUGAUAGACUUCAUACAAUCAACUAUUUGAAUAAUAAGCCUGAUUUCUCGGCACUCCUUCGUUCUCCAUCUUCUUCCGCACCCAAUUCAGCAUCUGUUCUUACGAAUGCGAUGGCUAUUCCAUCUACAAGUGGAGCACCUUUUCCUGGAACAACACUGCUUGUUCCUCCAAAAACUGUGAGCUCCUAUCACUCACCACUUGGAGCAUCAUCACAACCUCCAUCCACACAAAAAUCACCAGCUGAUGGAAGUUGGGAUCAUAUAAACGGAGAAAAGCAGAUCAAAAAGGAAAUUCCAUAUUUUAAUGAUGAUGCAAUGAUGUUGAUGGAAAGGAGCAAUAUGUCAUCUUCGGGAUCUGAUCAAGAUCAGUCUGCAGAUAUGUCAAAUGCUGGAUCAACUGCUUCAACGAGUACUGGAAAUCCAGUUGGACGUCCACAAAACGGUACACCUGGCCGUGGACGUGGUCGAGGAAGAAGCACAACAGCCGACAUGCAACCCGACGAGAGGAGGAAUACAAUUCUCGAGAGAAAUAAGGCUGCGGCUGUGAGAUAUCGUAAGAGGAAGAAGGAAGAACAUGAUGAUAUGAUGGGAAGAGUUCAAGCAAUGGAGGCUGAAAAGAAUCAAUUACUGGCUAUUCAGACACAAAAUCAAGUGCUGCGACGGGAACUCGAAAGGGUAACUGCGUUGCUUACUGAAAGAGAGUCACGAUGCGUUUGUCUGAAAGGAGUUCCAAUGAGUGAUGAGCAGCACGCUGAUCAUCAUCAUCGAAACACGAAUGGAAUGUACUCUGGAUCAGAUAUGCUCAAUGGACUUGGACAAAUCAACGGAAUGCAACUGAAAUUACCCAAACUCCAAUGAUUCUUCCGAUUCCUGCGCGUCUCACAAUUUCACUUCCCCCAAUUUUCUCUCUCUCUCUCUCGUCCCGUUUGAAUCUCAUGAAUUUAUGUGUAUUUUUCGUUUCUUUUUUCAUUAUCAACCUAUAUGUCCAAGCUUUUACUGAACCUAAUUAUGCUGUACAAUUUUUUUUUCGAAUCUGUCAACCGCACACAUCCCAUAAACCCUCUAGAAAGUUAAACUUGUACAGAUGUGCACCCCUGUUAAGAUUUACCAAUUCCUACUUUUCCCCCAAACACAAAAAUCUCAAAUCUCUUCUAUUUCCUCUCAUUUUUUCCCUUCCUCAUCUUCUUCUAGUGUUGUGAGAAAAUAAAACAAAAUCCAGGUUUUUGGCGAUAAUUGAUUAAAUUUAUAUUCAAAAGCUAAUAACUCUAUUAUUUAUUUGGUUCCUUUUGCACACCUCCCCACGACCUAGUCCCAAUUUUUACAAGUCUAGUUCUUUGUACAAAUAUCAAAACAUCGCCAGGAUAUAUUUUUAAAAAAUCAAAAAAGAUGUUCUUACCUCUUUCUCUCUCACCACCUGGAGACAAUAUUUAGGUACCGUGUAGAUCAAUCUUCCCCCGGCUCUCAAUUCCCCAAGUUUUCACCUUCUGUUUCUUUCUUUUAAUGUUUAUUUUACUAAAAUGAAAUAUUGCACCU